Molecule: messenger RNA, 659 nt
Organism: Odocoileus virginianus texanus
Lineage: Eukaryota; Metazoa; Chordata; Mammalia; Artiodactyla; Cervidae
Source: RefSeq, a predicted model, not a curated record
AUGGAGUUUCACAGAGGAGCAAGUGCAAAGAGGGACGAUCAUCAAGGUGCCCGGCAGCCAGAAGUGCCGAGAAGCCAGAAGAGCCAGAGGUGCCAAGAAGCCAGAGCAGGGCUUGCAAUGAUUGUUUUCCCAGGAAAAACCAUGCGUCUCAACCUGAGAUGCCGUCCUAAGCCUAGUUUUCAGCCAGCAGCUCAGGAGCUGGACCACACUCGGAGAAUUACUGUACUAGAGCAAGCAGGAAGAGAGAGUCCUCCUUGUGGAACUGAACCGGGCAGUGUGAAGAUCCAUGUGGAGCUCCUUACCUGCAGCCUCUCUGACCAUCCUGUUGGCAAAGACCCGCAGGCCAUGAGGACUGGUCAAAGACAGAACAAAGGGAUGAGGACUCGACUGGGAUGCCUGUCUCACAAGUCUGACUCUUGUAGUGAUUUCACAGCCAUUCUUCCUGACAAACCCAACCGCGCUCUAAAGAGACUAUCCACAGAAGAAGCUACGAGGUGGGCGGAUUCCUUUGAUGUACUUCUCUCCCAUAAGUGUAAGUAAAAUUCAUUCUUUAUCAUGUCUCGGCAAAUCAUUCAUUUUGUAAAAAAUGAACCCACCAUGAUCCAGGUACCGUGCCUGGUGUUCCAGACAGCUCCAGCCUCCACCUUCAGAGAGCCUGA